CAUUUGACAUCGCCAUAACAACGGCCUGCUUGGGUAUGCAUCUAUGGCUGCGUCGUCAUGGCAGGCGAAAUUCAGAGUCACACGGAUGAGCAGCAAGCAGGCACAAACUAUCGCACACUAGAAAGCCCGACCGGUUAUCAGAAUGACGGCUAGCUUGCAGGCUAACCCCCAGCUAACACUGGGAGGCAGUUGCCUGUUAUGGCUACUGAAACAACAAGGGGGAAAAAGCAAUAGCACAAUUCAGCUGAAGCGUUAGAGGACAUAAAAUGCUACAGAUCAUGUUAAGAGCUUCACCUCUGGUUCCACACUUUGGAAAUGUCACUGGUCCAGCCUCUGUUCUUCACUUCACCUUUUGGCAAAGAGCUAACAGGAUGAGUAAUUUCCUGAAGAAAAGGUCUCCCACUGUAUCUCCUGUUCAGAUCUGUUCUUCUCUCAGAGGAGGCCUACAUGCGCAGUAUGCAUCUCCUCCUUUUCAGGGGUUCAAGCACCUUUAUAAAGCGCGCCUGGGUCAUCUGAAAAGUCAUUGCUUAUGCAAAGAGCGAGUUAAACCAAAUAUUCUCCUCCCACUUCUUGGCUUGCGACUAUGUGGAAAGCUGUGGUGCUGGCUGUGUGUCUGCUUGUGGCUGGUGUUCAGCCCAUGGAUGACCCAACAUAUGGGGUGAAGCUCUGUGGCCGUGAGUUCAUCCGGGCGGUCAUCUUCACCUGCGGGGGUUCACGAUGGAAACGGUCACUCGGGAGUUUAGAUGCUUCAGAGGACCCCUUCACUUCCCCUCAGGAUGAACUCUCAGAGAGCUUGAAUCACAAUUUUGCGGUGGAGAGUCUCCUUCAAAGAAACACGGAUCCAAGCUCCGCAUCCAGAGACAACCAGGAGGGAGUUUUCAGCCGCUCUACCCGUUCAUUCAUCACCGAAGAGAUACUGGAGGCGCUUCGCAAAGCUGACCGCAAAGGCCGCGAUGUGGUCGUGGGCCUCUCCAACGCCUGCUGCAAGUGGGGUUGCAGCAAGAGCGAGAUCAGCUCUCUGUGCUGAGGGUCGAUAUAUGCAAUCUGAGCGCGCCGGCUGCCAGGCAUGUUGUACACCUUAAUAAACAAACAGACACAAAUAUGCACACACACUCUUCUUUAUUCACUUUUUUGUGAAUUUUAUAUCCUGCGUGUGUCUGUUCAGUAAAGUCUGUUUAAUGUCUUUGAUUUUCAGUAUCAAGUGAAUGUUUAUGUGGCCAGUAUGAUGUAUAAAGAGAUACGUUCGUUUUAUGAGGUCUUCGCUUGUUUUCUUUUUACAUUACCAGUAACUUUCUCUGCUGCAACUGAUGAGAGCUCAAGGGAAUAAAAUGCUUUGCUAAAAUCA
This is a messenger RNA of Oreochromis niloticus (Nile tilapia), 1345 nucleotides long. It is a transcript of the gene rln3a, whose product is annotated as relaxin 3a. The record is from RefSeq and is a predicted model, not a curated record. The transcript is spliced from 4 exons. Gene Ontology annotation, cellular component: extracellular region. Lineage: Eukaryota; Metazoa; Chordata; Actinopteri; Cichliformes; Cichlidae. Gene Ontology annotation, molecular function: hormone activity; G protein-coupled receptor binding. Bases 584 to 1027 code for a protein of 147 amino acids.